GUGGCGGCGGCGGUUGUUUAUUUCAAAAUAAUAGGCCUCAACGACGAAUUGAGUUCAAAAGGAAAUUGAAAUCUGCCUUUGCCUUUGGCUGACUCGCAAAUGAGUCAGUUGCUUUUCAAACACCGGUCGGGGUGUUCGCAUUCGUCUCAGUCAUUUAAUUCAUUCAUAAAAAUUUAAGCGCGUAGUAUCUCCGCAUCGGCAUUUUGUUUUCUUUUUUCGAGUAAAAUACAAAAAAAAAUGUGAAUAAAAAAAUACCUGCAAAAAAUAAGUUCAACAACAGUAUCUAAUGAAAGUACAACAGCUACCUAUAUACCAUACAUACAUAGAGAUGUGAACUGGUUUUUAUUUGAAAAGUUAUUUCACGCUUGUUCUCACCGGCUUAAUUACCAAUUAGUUGGAGCACGCAUUUACCAAAUACAUGGAAAUGACAAACACACAAAGCGCUACUCUAUGUAGUCAGUCAGCGUCAAUUUUAUUUUAUUUUUUUUUUGUGUAUCCUCAACGCUUUUCAGUGUCAAAGUGCAAGUGCUAAAUGCAAAGGCAAAAAAAGUGCAUAAAUACUAAUAUAAGAAAAAGAAAAGAGUGCAGAAAAAAAUUAACCUCGCCCAUUUAAAGUGUCAGUGUGCUAUUAAUUUAUUAGUAACUGUCGUUAAGUAGAACGCUCCUUUCCCCCAGACACGGCCAGUGCCAAAUGCAGCUGCGCGAAUCCAAUGUCAGCUGUUGCUCAGCCAUGGUCAGCCAGAGGUCAACAACUACAACUGCCACUACAGUUGCAGAAUUACAGCUUGGGCCGAAAGUGGCAAGAGGAAUAAAGCCAAAGAAAAGCACAACAACGACGAGUUGGUUGUGCAGGGCGUACACUUUGCAAAGGCGUUCACCCAGAGCCACACAUCCAUCUACAUUACCAAAAGUUAAUGAAGCGAAAAGCAGUACUUCGACGAAUUUGGCGCAACAAAUGCGUGCGGUUUCUAGUCCAUCGCUCACAGAUGCUUUGCAGGAGGAAGAAAACGACACUUCCGCCAGCAAUGCUGCUCAAACCGAAUUAAAGGAUUUUAAUUCGAUCUCAGUUUCCGGUGAAUCUACAUCAACCAUGGUCACCGCAACAACUAAAAACAGCAGCAGCAGCAGCAGAAGCAGCGGCAGCCAUAGCAACAGUAGGCCAUUGAGUCUGUCGAAUAGUCAAAGCGUAGGUGUGCUGCAGAAAUUCAAACGCACGCUUACAAAUUUCAAUAAACCAGCGCAACAGCAGCAGCAGCAGCAACCACAACAGAUUGCAAGUAGUAGCAGCACACAAGCGCUUGUAUUGAGCAAUGCAGCAACCGCAUCUUCCGCAACAGCCGCAAAUAUUAGUGGAGCUAGUAAUGGUGGAAGCAAUUCGUUGACAAUAGAAAAUCCAUCAGAGACCACUUCAAAUAUCGCCGUAAUGGAGGGUAGUGCAAGCAAAUACCGCUUUGGACCACUCAUUUGGCGUUCAUCAAAGGAGCGUCGCAAGACCAAGUACAAUCGACGUGAUAAGUGUAAUAGCGGUGAUUCUGGUAUACAAAUCGAGCUGGAUAAUGACGAGCAAUUCUCUCGCAUUUUGGUGACUGCGAAUUGUGAAGGCGACAACAAGACGGCUAGUACGAGUGCGGCAGCAGCAAAUCAACGCGGCACAAAUGAGAAGGUCACAGUGAAAAUGCGAUCUGUGCGUCGUGUUAAUUCGGCCAAAGCGACCAGCAUCACGGAUCAAUCGGCGACAGCGGCACUUAAUGGGAAAGCAAAAAUACUCAAACGCGUGGAAAUUCAUGGUGGAAGCAUGGAACGUGAAGCGCCCGAAUCACUACCCGCGCGCUCAUUAAGUCAACCCAAUGGCUUGGAUACUUGCGGCAUUGGCCGAGUUGGCGAUUUGGAUGACAGCGACAGUGAUAGCGUAACAUCACAUGAGGAAGCACCCAACUACUACCCGAUUUACGCUGAAGUGCUGUACAGCUUCACCGCCGCUGGUCCCCAAGAACUCGGCCUGGAGCGUGGCACAUUAAUCGAAAUACUACGCAAAGAGGUCGGUCCCUGGUGGCUUGGACGCAUACGGAAAGAGGAAAAUAACACACUGGUCGAAGAGAUACUUGAUCCCGAACUCGGUUGGUUUCCCAAGGAAUUUGUGCGCGUCAUACAAUGCCCCAAGACAGAUGUGUUUUUCCUUUCGCAAAUGGCAAAUGUCGCGACGUCUGCCCAAAUGCAACAACAACCAGCGACAACAACAAAACGUAGCAGUUUCAAGAAAUUUGCUACAAAAUCACAAACUGCGUUCCACUCUGCUACAGCCCCACCGGCGCUGCCGCCAACAAUGACUGCCUCUGAUAUAGCUUCGGAGGUUGCUUGUGACUUAGAUGCGACUAUUGUCGAUGAGAAUAAUGUAACAACUAUUGUGAUUGAAUCGCCCUCGUAUGCCAGCCUGCCACCAAGUGGUUCAAGCGGUGGUGGUGGUGGUGUUUGCGGAAGUGGGGAUGCAUCAAAUGCCCUGGCACCGUCGCGUAGCAUAAAUGUGAUACUCGACAGUGCGGAAAUGUUGCGACGCAGCGCGGUUAAAGAGUUGCUCGACACAGAGGUUAACUAUGUGAAACUGUUGGCCGCCAUAUGCGAGGGCUAUCUGCCCGCAAUGAGCAAGCGUAUUGAUAUUUUUUCGCCGAAUAGUAUUCGUUUGAUUUUCUCAAACAUCACAGCGAUCUAUAAGUUCCAACGGAAAUUUCUAGAGGCCUUGCGCAAAGGCAUCGAGCAGAAUCAAGUCGCUAAAGUUUUCCUGAAAAUGCAUAAGGGAUUCCUCUGCUACUCAACCUAUUGUAAUGCAUACCCACGUGCGCUCAUAGAAUUGGAAACGUAUGAUCGUAUUAAAGAUGCCAAAACUAUUCUAGACAAUUGUCGCGAAUCGGAGAACCUUGCUGAACUGCCCCUCUCGGCGCACCUCUUGGCGCCUGUCCAACGUAUCUGUCGCUAUCCGCUGCAUCUCAGUGAAAUUCUGAAAGGCGCAGCCAAGCGCGGCGAACCGCCAGAAUAUGAAUUGGGGCAGUAUGAGCAAUUUGAUGUAAGCCAAAUGGACAUACCUGAUACAUAUGAAAAAAUCGACUUAGCCUUGGAGGCAAUGCGCGGCAUUACUGAAGCGGUCAAUGAAGGCAAGCGUCACAGCGAAACGAUUGCACGUCACCAAGCCAGUUUCCAGAACUUCAAAGGCCCGCCACUUCAUCUGCACAGUACACGUUUCUUCUUGCAAAUCGAUGCUACACGGCAGAAGCAAAAUCUCUGGAACAGCAGCUGUACGCUAUUUCUCUUCGACAACCAGUUAAUCUAUUGCAAGCGCGACAUCAUUAAACGCAGCCAAUUCAUCUACAAGGGACGCAUCUUUCUUGAUCGCUGUCGCGUGGUAAAUGUGCGCGAUGGCAAAAUGUUUGGACACAAUAUAAGAAAUUCACUGCGUAUCUAUUGCGAAGCGCGUGACAAGUGGUUCGACUUCAGUUUUCGCUCGGCAAAUCGCAAGCACCGUUUCCUCAGCACCUUGGCGCUGGAGCGGCAAUUCGGCGGCAAGGCAUUCUACGUUUCGGAAAUGACCGGCUUCGAGUAUGCCUACGAUGAGCGUGACUACUCCGAUCAAUCCGACUAUGAGUUGCCCGAUUGUGAACACAGCAAUAGCAGUGGCGGUGGCGGAGGCGGCGGUGUCACUGUAGGUGGUGGUGGUUUAGUUGGCGCAACGCGACAUUGGUCCAUGGCGGAUGUGAGCAAUGCGAAUGCCGGAGGCGGUACAUCGGCGACGAGUGGUGAUAGUUCAUUGCCUGAAUCGCCAGUAAAAUACAGUGAUACGCUGCCGAAGAAAUCGCAUACACGCGAGACAGGCGGCAGUAGCGGCACGGUGAGUGAGUGUCAGACGGGUUCGCUGGGACGUCGCCGCCUUGGUAAUUGGUUCCGCAAACCAAAGAGCAGCAACUCAACGCCAAAUCAUUCGCCGACACAUAAGGCCAACGAGCUUUCGGCGGUCGCACUGGUGGGCGGCAGUGAGAAUAAUAUUUCCAUUAAUGUGGGUGGGGGUAAUUACAUCUCUUCCGGCUCAUCGGCAUAAGGUGGUGCCAAUGGAGCGGAAGCUACGUAUGUGUAAAUUUCAAGGAAUGAAACCGAUUCAAAAUAACGUUCCGGUUUGGGUUUCGGUUUUGGUUUCGUUCUUCAACAUUUAUUUCGG
This is a messenger RNA of Rhagoletis pomonella (apple maggot), 4201 nucleotides long. RefSeq lists its product as uncharacterized. Gene Ontology annotation, cellular component: cytoplasm. The transcript is spliced from 10 exons. The record is from RefSeq and is a predicted model, not a curated record. Lineage: Eukaryota; Metazoa; Arthropoda; Insecta; Diptera; Tephritidae. Gene Ontology annotation, molecular function: protein binding; guanyl-nucleotide exchange factor activity. Bases 692 to 4084 code for a protein of 1130 amino acids.